AUGAUGGCUGAACAACCGCUUUAUAUUGGCGUUGAUCUUGGAACAAAUAGCGUCAAGAUAUGCAUUAUAGACAAAAAAAAUAAAUCUUUUAGAGUUAUUGAAGAAAAAAGUGCCCCACAUAACGCUUGGAUCACACCAAAAAAUGCCAAUGAAUCUCGACAAGAUGCUGAAAAAAUCAUCUUCACUGCUAUUCAUCUCUUGAAGUCGUUGCAAGAGCAUAUUAAAGGGCAGUUCGAUCAAGUAAAUAUUUGUGUGACAGGUCAAAUGCACGGAAUUGUCUUAUGGAAUGCAGAAUCCCUUGUUCAAGGCAAGUUUCGUUGCUCAUCUUUAAUAACUUGGAUGGAUUCAUCCAUACCAACGGAAUUUAUUCUUAAGCUACCAAAAUGGCGAGAAGGCGAAUUACACCAAGGUUAUGGUAUGGUAACACUUGCAUGGUUGCAUAAAAACCAUCUUAUUGACAUCCACUGGAACCGAUGUGGUACGAUUAUGGAUAUGUUUAACUGCUAUAUCACUCAAAAAGACGAAUGUAUUAUGGGAAUACAAACUGCUUUCAGCUGGGGUUAUUGCGAUUAUUUUGGGAGAUGGACUGUUCAGGAUGGCAUUGUUCCUAUGUCAUUACUUCCACGGAUUUCCUUUCGACUUCGAAGAAUCGGUGUAGUUGGACUAGCGGAUAUGGGUAUUGCUCGUAAAGCUAAUGUAUUUGUAUCAACGGGUGACCUUCAAUGUACAGCAGCUCCAGUUCAUUCCGGAUGCGCAGGUUUAAAUUUGGGUACUUCGGCUCAAUUAUUUUGUCGGAUGUCAUAUGGCUACCGCAUUGAAAAAUUACCGUCAUCGUCUUUAAUUGAGAUUCCAUUCUUUAAUCAACAACGAUUGCUUGUUGCUGCAUCACUGAAUGGAGGAAAUUCUAUCGAACUAUUGGCUAAGGCAAAACCUAGGGAAAAGCCAACAUGCUCGGUGCAGCCAACAUUCUAUGGUGAACGUGAUGCCAAUAUUCUAGCUGCUAUUACCAAUUUGCAACCAAAGACUUCUAUCUCUGAUGUAAACACUCUUGAAGCUUAA
This is a messenger RNA of Dracunculus medinensis (Guinea worm), 1059 nucleotides long. NCBI's taxonomy places the organism in Eukaryota, Metazoa, Nematoda, Chromadorea, Rhabditida, Dracunculidae. The record is from the annotation of a GenBank genome assembly.